AUGACGAGCCAGUGCUGGCCGCAAUCGCAGGGUGCGUUCCUACCUUGGAAUCGCUAUUACAUGCGAGUCCAUGAGUACCUUCUGCAAUCCGAGUGCGGCUACAAAGGAGGCCAGCCAUACUGGGAUGAGGUUCGUGACCUUGAGGCUCUCAACGAAUCCGUUGUCUUUGACCCCGACACUGGAUUUAGAGGGCAAGGCGACAAUUGCGUCAACGACGGGCCCUUCGCAAACCUCACCCUACACCUCAACGCGACCUCGAAGAAUGUGAACGAGUGCCUGACUCGCGAAUUCAGCCCGGAUGGUUUCCAUAAUGGCCAGCAGGUGUACAUCAACGAGUGUCUGAAUAUGACCAACUACUUCCUAUUCGACGGUCUCCCUAAGAUAAAGUAUGGCCGGGAUAUUCCGAAAUACUCAAAGGCCGACGAAGAAGCACUAGUAGGGGCACGCCGUGGUGACCCUGUCACUAAGGACUUGACUUUUGGCGACCUCUACGAUAAGAAAAUCAUAUCGACGCUGGUCCCACUUAAGGAAUAUAUCUUUGAUCGCUGGCACUACAAGCGUAUCGUUACGAUAGGUGAUUCGGCUCACAAGAUCGAUCUAGCUUCUGGUCAAGGAGGGAAUGGGGCAAUAGAGUCCGCAGCUCUACUAGUGAAUGCUCUUUUGCGGCAACUGAGGUCGACUCCUCAAGGUCUCUCUAGUACUCAAAUCGAAACCGCACUCGCAGAGGCUCAUACUCUCCGUUACGAGCGAUCCAAACUCCUGGUUCAACAAGCGCAUAUGCUUUAA
Messenger RNA from Fusarium falciforme, 786 nucleotides. RefSeq lists its product as hypothetical. The record is from RefSeq and is a predicted model, not a curated record. Lineage: Eukaryota; Fungi; Ascomycota; Sordariomycetes; Hypocreales; Nectriaceae. Gene Ontology annotation, molecular function: oxidoreductase activity; FAD binding. Bases 1 to 786 code for a protein of 261 amino acids. The transcript has 3 exons.